AAAUCCAAUCAGCGAAGUAUUGCACUGUUAUUACACGUAACACAAAUCACAUGCCUGAAAUAUUCACCAUCAAACAUGCAUGGGUUCUGCAAGUCACUGCUAUAAUUCUCACGCCAAUUUUCAAUAUAUUUGAUCGGACAGUUCAUUUAUUCGAUAGGUUCAGACAGCAUUAGACAUCUUUGGAAGCCAUCCAACGUUCAAAGAUGUCGAUAGAAGGAUAUAAACGAAUUAGAAAUAAAAAAAUAUCGCGUUAUUCACUACAAUACAUGCUAAAGUGUCUUGAAGACCCUGAACACCCUUCGGCGGGUCCAUAUCUCAGCUUUAUGAACCUCACGGGAAACUGGCACCCGAACAUGGAAUUAAAAUCCACCCGUUUUAAACAGAUGGUAUAUUACAUACUUAUGACCUUUUUCUUCAGUCAGUAUUUAAAAUGUUUGAUCGGGUUAGAUCUCAGUGCUCUUCUUUUCAUUAUACAAACCGCUCCUUUUCACAUGGGCACACCUAAGACCAUCUUUUUCCGGAAGGACUAUCAUCUCUGGGAGAAAUUGAUCGACUACAUGUCACGCACAGAGCUGCGACAGCUCUCUGAUGAAGAUGAAGAAGUGAUCGACGUUAUGGACGAGUAUAUUAGGAAGAGUAGGAGAGUAAUUUACCCAUUUUGGUUUAUGGCUAUCUGUUGCAACAUAAGUUUAUUCACUGACCCGUACCAGAAAAAUCAAAUUGUGGAGAAUGGAACGGAUAUUUACGUACCGCUUUUCCAAUUUUACGUUCCUUUCAACCAGGAUGUUCCGCCAGGAUACUAUUAUUCCAUGGUUAUUCAGACAAUUCUAGGUAAUAUAAUGAGUUCUUACAUCAUCUCUUGGGACUCGUUGGUAAUAUCUACGUUCAUAUUUUUCGCCGGUCAGCUCAAGAUUUCUCGCGUCUAUUGUACCAAAGUUAUAGACCCUGAGAGCAAAGAACGAAGUCACGAGAAUAUUAUAAAAUGUCACCGUUUCCACACGUCUCUAAAAGAGCACCAGAAAUUAUUCGAAAAAUUGAUAUCAUCCGUGAUGUUCAUAUACCUUAUUGUGAUAUCUAUAAACUUAGGAUCCUGCAUCAUACAAAUCUCAAAUGCGUCAGGCGAUUUACCAGCGAUGAUGGCAGCCAUGCUAUUCGUAUUUGGCAUUUUAGUUCAACUUUUAAUAUUCUAUUGGUUCAGCAAUGAAGUUACAGUAGAGAGUUUAUCAGUUAGCUCCGGUAUAUUUGAAAGCAAAUGGAUAACCAUGGAUGCGAAAAUCCAGAAGGAAGUUGCUUUGCUGCAACACACCACGUCCAAACGGCUUUUUUUCAAAGCCGGGCCAUGUAAUGAAAUGUCUCUCGACACCUUUGUUGCAAUACUAAAAACCAGCUACAGUUUCUUUACUCUACUGAAAGAAACAAAGUAGGAGCCUAAGCUAAAUCAACGUUCUACACAAUCCACACAAAAUUAUAUACAUAGAAUACAUAGUGAUGUGAUGAUGUUACUGACCACCUCUUUGAUCACCAUUAGAAAACUAAAUAGCAUGUUAUAAUUAUUUCGUUAAGAAGCAGCUUAGUAGGUUUCCGCCUGUACACCCAGCUGGCAAAAGGGUAAUGGCCACUUUGUGAAUUAAUUCUAUUCAUGUGUCCAAGCAAUUUUGCAGUUCACUGUACCAAGAAAGUUGUCUAGCAAAUCACAUAUUAACAAUACUGACACAUUAGGAAAAACAUGAACAACACAAAAAGUGAACCAAUUUGAGCAAACAUAAAGCUUGUAUCGAAUAACAAUAAAAUUGUCUAAUUGUAAUUUGGUAAGAGAGGUACUUAAGUCCCUAUUUUGGUAACGUCCCUCAGUUCAGUCCGGGCAUUCCCAGAGGGAACUAAUGGCCAAAGUUGAUAAUGAAAGAAUAAUAAAAUUUACCUCUGAAAAGUCUUACUAGGCAUUUAAAAUUCAAAACAUAUUUAUGAAAUUAGGAUUAGUCUUUCAUAAUGGAUUAGGAGGGAUUUAAUAAUGAAAUUAUUAACGACGAAUUGAUAGAAUUAAUUUUGAUCAAUAAAGGUUCGCUCCUC
Molecule: messenger RNA, 2067 nt
Organism: Cydia fagiglandana
Lineage: Eukaryota; Metazoa; Arthropoda; Insecta; Lepidoptera; Tortricidae
Gene: Or-36
Product: odorant receptor 49b-like
Exons: 5
Coding region: 204-1424 (406 amino acids)
Biological process (GO): sensory perception of smell; detection of chemical stimulus involved in sensory perception of smell
Cellular component (GO): plasma membrane
Molecular function (GO): odorant binding; olfactory receptor activity
Source: RefSeq, a predicted model, not a curated record